AUGACUUCGACCAACUACUCCGUCAAAGUCGUCAAUAACGGUGCUGCGGCGUGGCAAUUUUACGUUUACCAGAAGCCACCCGCCGUCGCAAACAACCUCAGUUUGGCCUGGUUUGCUUCUCCCUACCAUAUCGGUGUAGGUGACAGCAUUACCUUUUCCUGGAAUAUUCAGUACUCGUUUGUAUGGUCCGCUACCGGAAUUGUAAAGCCGGGAAUACAAUUUACGGCAUCAGGGGUGAAAGAAUGUGACCCCGACGGUGAAAACAUCACCAGCUUCACUUUCGAAAAUAACACCCCGAACCUCUCUUAUCCUGCAACGGGGGGGACUGGCGGCAGCCUGACCAUCAAAGAUGGCGAUAGCGUUCCAUCAAAUACAUUUGCAGUUGGCGUCGGCAUGUCGGGCAAAGGUACUUACGUUGUAAACGCAGGGCCCAACCUGACACACGAAUUUACUCCUGAACCGAAGUACUACAUUGUUGCCGCUGACGAAGUGGUAGAAGGUCAAGUUAUGGAUAUAACAACAGUCACUAAAUCCGGUUCUUUGGCUUUUUCCCCCCAAUGUGUACGAUCUGACCGCGACACUGAAAGCAGACAAUACAGUGGGACAUUAAAACCCGCAUUGAAGCCGAGAACAAGCUUUGACUUUUGA
Molecule: messenger RNA, 648 nt
Organism: Geodia barretti
Lineage: Eukaryota; Metazoa; Porifera; Demospongiae; Tetractinellida; Geodiidae
Source: the annotation of a GenBank genome assembly